Theileria orientalis strain Shintoku is the source of this 1431-nucleotide messenger RNA. RefSeq lists its product as uncharacterized. The transcript is spliced from 10 exons. Gene Ontology annotation, molecular function: protein binding. The coding region runs from base 1 to 1431 and encodes 476 amino acids. Lineage: Eukaryota; Apicomplexa; Aconoidasida; Piroplasmida; Theileriidae. The record is from RefSeq and is a predicted model, not a curated record.
AUGGGAAAGAAGGAGAGUAGAUCCAAGAAAGGGGAUGACGGCAAGGAAUCCAAGGAAAAGAAAACGAAAAAGAGCAUAUCUAAGGAAUCCGCACUAAAUAGCAUUUUAAAGAACCUGAGUGCAGAGAUUUUGAAGAGAAGUGAAGACAAAAGCAGCGGAAGAUGGGUAAAACUUGGUUCUGAGCGGCCUUCCCCGAGAGCACACUCGUCGUUUACUAGAAUCCAAGGGGAGCUUGUCGUGAUGUUCGGGGGAGAGUUUUUUGACGGAAUUGAGGUUUCGCUGUACAACGACACCUUUCUCUACAACCUCGUAACUCACGAGUGGAUGAAGUUGGACUCGCCGUCUAACCCACUGCCAAGAUGCUCACACCAGGCACUUUAUUAUGACAAUCGCAUUUAUAUCUUCGGAGGAGAAUUUAACACGGUUGACCAGUUUCGGCAUUUUAACGACAUUUACUACCUAUGUUUGACGACGCUGAGGUGGAAUUUGCUAAAUGUGACUGGCACAGUUCCGACACCCAGGAGUGGCCACAGAAUGGCGUUGUGGAACGACUACUGGGUGCUAUUUGGAGGCUUUCACGACAAUGGAAAGGAGUGUAGCUACUAUAACGACCUCUACUAUUUCGACAUGAAGAAGUUUAAAUGGAACAAAGUUAACCAGACAAUGUUUUCGAACUCAUUGCCGGAUCCAAGAGCGGGAUGCGUGCUACUCCCACUGAACGACAGUAAACACUUGCUCAUGCACGGCGGAUUCAGUAAAAAGGACACGGGCAAAAACGUCUCAGGGACCAGUUACCAGGACACCUGGUUGAUUGACAUGAACUCAGUGUUGACGAACAACGCAAAUAUACUGGUCUGGAGCAAAGUGCAGUCCCCCAAAAAUGCAGAUUUGAGUUUCGCAACAGGAAUAUCGUAUUUGAGUGAGAAGGAUCUUGGAAUCGUAUUUGGUGGAGUAAGUGACGUUGACGAGGGACUGUCGAUGAAAUCAACUUUUACAAACAAGUGUUACAAAUUAAACCUAAAUCAGAGGAAAUACAACCCAAUUGAGAUAGGAUGCAAUGAUAUAGAUUUGGAAGAUAUCGGGGGCCUAUCAUUGUCUAAAACAGCACCAACACCAAGAAUGAACGCCAAUGUGGCUCUUUACAAUAAUGUGUUUUACGUAUACGGGGGGAUCGUUGAAAUUAAAACCGUAGAGGUGACACUGAGUGACAUGUGGGCACUGGACCUGCAAAGGGAUGAGUGGAUGUGCAUAGAUGCGGGCUUUGAAAACCAUAAAAUGUUCGCAGACAGGCUGGAGUUGGAGGAAUCCGAGGAUUCGGAAGAUGAAUUGAGCAUAGACUCAGAUGAUUCGGAAAGUUUGACUGAUUCCGAUGAAUAUGAUGAGCUGGAUGAGGAUAGCGGCUCCAAAGAUGACUCAAGCAUGGAAGAAUAA